Cynara cardunculus var. scolymus (artichoke) is the source of this 2184-nucleotide messenger RNA. Its product is annotated as T-complex protein 1 subunit gamma. The record is from RefSeq and is a predicted model, not a curated record. Gene Ontology annotation, cellular component: chaperonin-containing T-complex. The transcript is spliced from 13 exons. Lineage: Eukaryota; Viridiplantae; Streptophyta; Magnoliopsida; Asterales; Asteraceae. Gene Ontology annotation, biological process: protein folding. Bases 117 to 1787 code for a protein of 556 amino acids. Gene Ontology annotation, molecular function: ATP hydrolysis activity; ATP binding; ATP-dependent protein folding chaperone.
AACGUUUUCAAGUAUUUUCUUUCUCGUGUCCAAAAGAAAGCAAAGAGAGAAACCCUAGAGAAAACUCUGCAACUCCAACAACUGAUCUCUGCGGUCUUACACUUCCAUCUCCAAACAUGCAGUCACCAGUUCUCGUUCUCAAGGAUUCCCUCACUCGUGAAUCUGGAAGCAAGGUGCAUCAUGCAAAUAUUCAAGCCUCUAAGGCAGUUGCUGAUAUUAUUCGCACCACGUUGGGUCCAAGGUCCAUGUUAAAGAUGCUUCUCGAUGCUCAAGGAGGUAUUGUGGUCACUAAUGAUGGAAAUGCCAUUUUGCGGGAGUUGGAUAUUGCUCACCCAGCUGCAAAGUCCAUGAUUGAACUAAGCCGCACACAGGAUGAGGAAGUUGGUGACGGAACUACAUCAGUUAUUGUUCUUGCUGGUGAGAUGCUUCAUGUUGCAGAAGCUUUCAUUGAUAAGAAGUAUCAUCCUACAGUUAUUUGCCGAGCUUACAACAAGGCUCUUGAAGAUGCUCUUGCUGUGUUGGACAAGAUCUCCAUGUCUAUUGAUGUGAAUGAUCGUUCCAUGAUGCUGGGUUUGGUGAAGAGUUGUAUCGGCACAAAAUUUACCAGUCAGUUUGGGGAUCUAAUAGCAGAUCUAGCACUUGAUGCAACAACGACAGUUGGUGUCGAUAUAGGCCAGGGACUUAGAGAAGUGGAUAUUAAGAAAUACAUUAAGGUUGAGAAAAUUCCAGGUGGCCAAUUGGAAGAUUCUAAGGUCCUCAAAGGUGUUAUGUUUAGCAAAGAUGUGGUCGUCCCGGGAAAAAUGAGAAGGAAAAUUGUAAAUCCCCGUGUCAUUUUGCUUGAUUGCCCUCUGGAAUAUAAGAAGGGAGAGAACCAGACAAAUGCAGAAUUGGUCAGAGAAGAGGAUUGGGCAGUACUCUUGAAAAUGGAAGAAGAGUACAUUGAAAAUCUAUGCGUACAAAUACUGAAGUUCAAGCCCGACUUGGUGAUCACAGAGAAGGGGCUUAGUGACUUAGCCUGCCAUUACUUCAGUAAAGCUGGAGUCAGUGCCAUUAGGAGAUUAAGGAAAACCGACAAUAAUAGAAUUGCUAAGGCAUGUGGAGCUGUGAUUGUGAAUCGGCCCGAUGAACUUCAAGAAUCAGACGUUGGAACUGGGGCUGGACUCUUUGAGGUAAAAAAGAUUGGUGAUGAGUUCUUUGCCUACAUUGUUGAUUGUAAAGAUCCGAAAGCAUGCACCGUUCUUCUCCGAGGUGCUAGCAAAGACCUUUUAAACGAAGUGGAGCGGAACUUGCAGGAUGCUAUGUCGGUGGCUAGGAACAUCCUAAAGCAUCCAAAACUUGUUCCUGGUGGGGGUGCCACUGAGUUGACUGUUUCUGCAACUCUGAAGCAGAAGAGCUCAUCGAUAGAAGGCAUUGAAAAGUGGCCUUAUGAAGCUGCAGCCGUAGCAUUUGAGGCGAUACCACGAACAUUGGCACAGAACUGUGGUGUCAAUGUCAUUAGAACUAUGACUGCUCUUCAGGGGAAGCAUGCAAAUGGGGAGAAUGCAUGGACCGGGAUUGAUGGGAAUUCGGGUGAAAUUGCUGAUAUGAAAGAACUUAAGAUCUGGGAUGCUUAUAACGUGAAGGCACAGACCUUCAAGACAUCCAUCGAGGCUGCUUGUAUGCUUCUAAGGAUUGACGACAUUGUGAGUGGAAUAAAGAAGAGGCAAGCUCCUGGAGCUAGUCAACCAUCAAAACCCACUAUUGAGCAAGAAGGGGAAGCCGACAAUGAGCAAAUGAUUCCCGAGUGAAAUAAAAGGUAAUCCGUAACACAUUAAUCUAGUUUUGUGGGCAAGUUUUUCACUCGAUCAAAAAUCGCAAUUUCUUUUGUGUUUUAUUGUUGUCAAGUCCCUGCUGGACUAGUUGGCUAUCCAAAAUUUUGGUCGUUUUUAUGUUUUAUGGUUGGGGCUGCCUGCUGUGUUUUUAUACUUUGAAUCCUAGUAUUUGGUGUUCAUUUUGUACUGUUGACAUUGUAUUGUAUAUUAGUUGGUUAGAGUGGUAGCAAUCUGUAUCCCGUAUAACGUGGGUUUACAUGAUCUGAAAUGAUGAGGGUGAAAAGACAAUGUUACCCAUGUUUAAAUGUGUGCAUGUGAUGCUGGGGAAUUGAGUUUUCUGUGACCCAAAUGGAUUUGAUUUCGUUAAAUUUUA